Messenger RNA from Drosophila ficusphila, 2142 nucleotides. Its product is annotated as histone-lysine N-methyltransferase 2D. The record is from RefSeq and is a predicted model, not a curated record. The transcript has 5 exons. Lineage: Eukaryota; Metazoa; Arthropoda; Insecta; Diptera; Drosophilidae. Bases 1 to 2142 code for a protein of 713 amino acids.
AUGCCGCGCAUACGGGUAUUGGUCAUUUUGGCCUGCUGCUGCUGCCUUUUGGCCAACUGCCGGGCGGAGGAUAUUGCGGCGGUGUCCGCCAAGGUCGCCGACAAGGUCGAGGACGCAGCCACUACCAAGUUGACCCCGAGUGUAGUCGAGGACUCGAAGAGCAAGACGGAAAAACGCGACUCUUCGGACCAAACAGGUUCGCCGUUCGCGGGUUUGUUGUCGAGCAGAGAGUCGCCAUUUAGGCCGAUUUACCACCCAACCAGCGGCCAUUUCGAGGCGGAGACGCCGACGCCCAUCUUUGGACCCACCACGCUGCGAUACACGGCAGCUGAGGCGGCAGUUGCACCACCGGCACCACCGUCGCCACCGCCGCUGCCACCACAGAAGCACCGCUUCAGCUUCGCAGUGCCGCCGCAAGUGGAGCCCUUUCAGCGGCAAGUGGCAUUCAAGCAGCCGCCGCCGCCGCAGUUGCAGUUGCAGCUGCAACCACAACCGAUUUUCAAUUACGGCGAACUUGAGCCGGAAACGGGUGCCACAUACGCCGCACCACUGACCCAUCAGCAACACCAUCCGCAGCAGCAACAGCAGCAGCCGCAGCAAGUGGCGCAUCAAGCGAAGUACUUGCAACAGCCGCAGCAGAAGCAGCGAAUUCAGUACAUAAUUGCCAUUCCGCUGUCGUACAUGCGGCAGUUGCAACAACAGCAGCAACAGCAGCAGCAACAGCAGCAGCAGCAGCACCAACUGCUGCUGGCACCACCCACCACUAGUGCUGGUGGCAGCACAGCCAGCGCUGCACCACCCGGUGGCAGGCAUUCGUCGGUGGUGCAAGUGUUGGGUCCCUUGGCCCGCGAUCAUCAGGGUCAAUACAAGCCGUAUUACCAAUCGGAUGCGGCAAGUGCACCACUCGCUGGGCCCACUGCACCACUGAUCCACCAGCCGUACCUGCAGAUACCCACCACUUUGCUCAUGGCCACCGCCCAGCAAAUCCAGCAGCACCACCAACAGCAACAGCAGCAGCAACAGCAACAGCAGCAGCAGCAGCAACAAGCGGUUUACGCCAAGGUCGCUGGCACACCGACCGCACCACCCACCUACCAGCCCACCCAGCUAGUCUACCAGCCAGUCGCCGCCCCACAGGCGCACCACCACCAGCCGCAGAUCCAGCUGCAACUGCAGCGCAUCUUCCUGCAGCCGCCGCAUCCGCAGCAGUCCACCAUUUACGCCGAGCAGCCGGGUCCGCUUUAUGCGUAUCCACUGCAGCAGCAACACCAACACCAGCAGCAACAGCAACAGCAACAGCAGCAAUACCAGAAGCCGCAGCAGCAACAGUCCUUGAAACACUCGCAGCAGCAGCACCAACAACUGCAACAGCAGCAACACAAAUACUCGCCAGUUGCGCCGACAGCGGCGACAACAUCAACAUCAUCAUCAACAACAACAACGACAACGAGCACGGCGGCAACAUCGCAGGCAGCUGCAACGGCAACACGUCACCAGCACUUGCCGGUGGUGCACUAUAAUCCCAUUUACGUGCAGGCGCCACCCGACCAACAACAGCAGCACCAUCUGCAGCAGCAACAGCAACAGCAGCAACAGCAACAUCAGUUCGCCAUAUUGCCACGUUUUAGCAACAAUAACCCGAGCAAGCUGCACGAAUCGGCGGCGUCUCCCAUUCACGUGGUCAGAUUGUCGCCGGCGAAUGGUCCGCCGAUCCAUCACUACCAUCAUUACCAGCCGGCGUCGCUGUUGCAGCCGCUGUACACCCAGGCAGCUCCCGUCUCCCUUUCCGUUUCCGGUUCGGGUUUGGGUUCGAGCUUGAGCUCGGGAUCGAGCAACCUUAUAACGGGGCCAACACCCCAGCCACUGAUGACCGCAGCUGCGCCGGCCAUCAUUCCGUACUUCAGCCAUCCGGGCGCCGUGCAUUAUGGCACGCACUUGUACCAGCCGGGAGCAGCAACGGCCCUGGGUGCAACAGCAACAUCUGGACUGGGUGGAGCAACAGGGGGAGGAGUUGCCGUUGCAGGAGGAGCGGCAGGAGCAGCAGCAACAGGACAUAGGGUGGCAGGAGCAAGGCAACAGGCGACCGCAACAAGUGGGGGACAGCUGCCAGGUGACGGCAACAAUAUUGUGAAAUAUCCCUAA